GCCGCCGCCGCCGCCGAGGAACACAAGGAGUUGGAGCAAGCGCAGCGUGGUGAUGGGCGGGAGUAGAGUCCCGCCGGAGAGGCUGGGCGGCCGCCGGUGACAGACCCUGCUUUGUCCGUGACGCCUCCUGCAUGCCCUGCUGCCCUGAGCUGUCCUGAGUUAGGUGCCAUUGUUUUCCGCUGCCACUAUGAACGAGGUGUCUGUUAUCAAAGAAGGCUGGCUCCACAAGCGUGGUGAAUACAUCAAGACCUGGAGGCCCCGAUACUUCCUCCUGAAGAGUGAUGGCUCCUUCAUUGGGUAUAAGGAGAGGCCAGAGACCUCUGACCAGUCCUUACCUCCCUUAAACAACUUCUCUGUUGCAGAAUGCCAGCUGAUGAAAAGGGAGAGGCCACGGCCCAACACUUUUGUCAUACGCUGCCUGCAGUGGACCACGGUCAUCGAGAGGACCUUCCAUGUUGACUCUCCAGAAGACAGGGAGGAGUGGAUGCAGGCCAUCCAGAUGGUGGCCAACAGCCUUAAGCAGCGGGGCCCAGGCGAGGACUCCAUGGAUUACAAGUGUGGGUCCCCUAGUGACUCUUCCGUGGCCGAGGAGAUGGAAGUGGCAGUCAGCAAGGCGCGGACUAAGGUGACCAUGAAUGACUUCGACUAUCUCAAACUCCUGGGCAAAGGCACUUUUGGCAAGGUCAUCCUGGUGCGGGAGAAAGCCACUGGCUGCUACUAUGCCAUGAAGAUCCUGCGGAAGGAGGUGAUCAUUGCCAAGGAUGAAGUUGCCCACACCGUCACCGAGAGCCGGGUCCUCCAGAACACCAGGCACCCAUUCCUCACUGCUCUGAAGUACGCCUUCCAAACCCAUGACCGUCUGUGCUUUGUGAUGGAGUACGCCAAUGGUGGGGAGCUCUUCUUCCACCUGUCCCGGGAGCGCGUCUUCACUGAAGACCGGGCCCGGUUUUACGGUGCAGAGAUUGUCUCAGCCCUUGAGUACUUGCACUCACGUGACGUGGUGUACCGUGACAUCAAGCUGGAAAACCUCCUGCUGGACAAAGAUGGCCACGUCAAGAUCACCGACUUUGGCCUGUGCAAAGAGGGCAUCAGCGAUGGGGCCACCAUGAAAACCUUCUGUGGGACCCCGGAGUACCUGGCGCCUGAGGUGCUGGAGGACAAUGACUACGGCCGAGCUGUGGACUGGUGGGGGCUGGGCGUGGUCAUGUACGAGAUGAUGUGCGGCCGCCUGCCCUUCUACAACCAAGACCACGAGCGCCUCUUCGAGCUCAUCCUCAUGGAGGAGAUCCGCUUCCCGCGCACGCUCAGCCCUGAGGCCAAGUCCCUGCUCGCUGGGCUGCUCAAGAAGGACCCCAAGCAAAGACUUGGUGGGGGGCCCAGUGACGCCAAGGAGGUGAUGGAGCACAGCUUCUUCCUGAGCAUCAACUGGCAAGACGUGGUACAGAAGAAGCUCCUGCCACCCUUCAAACCUCAGGUCACUUCUGAGAUUGACACCAGGUACUUCGAUGACGAGUUCACUGCCCAGUCCAUCACAAUCACACCUCCGGACCGCUAUGACAGCCUGGGCUCCCUAGAACUGGACCAUCGGACCCACUUCCCCCAGUUCUCCUACUCGGCCAGCAUCCGCGAGUGAGCAGGCCCCGCCGA
Messenger RNA from Chrysochloris asiatica (Cape golden mole), 1647 nucleotides. It is a transcript of the gene AKT2, whose product is annotated as v-akt murine thymoma viral oncogene homolog 2. Gene Ontology annotation, biological process: protein phosphorylation. NCBI's taxonomy places the organism in Eukaryota, Metazoa, Chordata, Mammalia, Afrosoricida, Chrysochloridae. The transcript has 14 exons. Gene Ontology annotation, molecular function: protein serine/threonine kinase activity; ATP binding. The coding region runs from base 188 to 1633 and encodes 481 amino acids. The record is from RefSeq and is a predicted model, not a curated record.